CUCGGCGAUGCAGUCUUUAAACAUGGCUUUAUUUCAGGGAGAAGAAGAGACUGCGUUCGUCGUCGAAGACGUUAGAGAUAUCAUUAAAGAGUCAAUAGAAGCGACCAUCGGAGGAAACAGCUACCAGCAGAGCAGAGUGAACCAGUGGAGCUCCAGUGUGGUGGAGCAGUGUCUGAGUCAGCUCAGUAAGCUGGGAAAACCUUUCAAGUACAUUGUGCACUGUGUCAUCAUGCAGAAGACUGGAGCAGGUCUGCAGACGGCCGCUUCAUGCUUCUGGGACAACACAACUGAUGGAAGCUGUCCGGUGACUUGGGAGAACGAGUCGAUGUUCUGCAUCGUCACUGUUUUCGGUCUGGCCAUUUGAGCGCUGUGGAGAGGUGGAAACACUUGGCUCUGCUGCCUACUGUUUGAUACCAGUGUAUAUUUGUAAUAAAU
Salarias fasciatus (jewelled blenny) is the source of this 435-nucleotide messenger RNA. It is a transcript of the gene dynlt1b, whose product is annotated as dynein light chain Tctex-type 1b. The record is from RefSeq and is a predicted model, not a curated record. Gene Ontology annotation, cellular component: cytoplasm; cytoplasmic dynein complex. Gene Ontology annotation, molecular function: dynein intermediate chain binding. The transcript is spliced from 5 exons. The coding region runs from base 8 to 364 and encodes 118 amino acids. Gene Ontology annotation, biological process: microtubule-based movement. Lineage: Eukaryota; Metazoa; Chordata; Actinopteri; Blenniiformes; Blenniidae.